Molecule: messenger RNA, 845 nt
Organism: Chara braunii
Lineage: Eukaryota; Viridiplantae; Streptophyta; Charophyceae; Charales; Characeae
Source: the annotation of a GenBank genome assembly
GUGUUGUGAUUGUUGUGUCCAUUUUGUUGUAGGGAACUUGGAAUAAGGACAGCAAAAUCCGCUGAAGACGAUCCCGAGAACUUCAAAGUUAUGGCUAAUUUAAUGUUCGAUACAAAGGCGGUCCCGAACAUGAAUGCAAUGAACCCUUUCACAGAGGAAUGCACUCUUCGAACCAAUCCUGUGCAGGCAUUCCCUCAGGAGCUCUUCUUCCUGCUCCGCACGACACAGUUGCUGAGAGGUCUGACGGCUGGUAUGGCGGUAGAGUGGUCCAUCGUCGACAAUUGGUGCCCUCUGGCGAAGCAGGUUUUGUUGCAGGGCUAAGAUGAUGUCUAAUUGUUGAUGGAGUGCAGCUCCCCACCAAUAGAUGGAGUGGAAUUAGAAAAAAAAGAAAAAAGAAAAAAAAAGAUGUCUAAUUAUUGAUGAACAGUUUUCUGGUCAGGGAAGCCCAUCUAGACUGCUGAUCAACGGGUCGCGACAGCCAUGCAGAUCCCUGAUCAGCGGUCGCAGUCCACAAAUGGUGGGGAGAGCGGGGAAGGGAGGGCAGGAGGCCGUCGACGGUUUUUCAUCUACUUGUUCAAAACAAGGAGAUGCGACAGAUCACCAGAGAUGCGACGGAUCACGAGAGAUGCGACGAAUCAUCCGACUACGACUCCUCUAAAAAAUUCUCUUUGGCGUAUUAUGUGACCUGGGCAACAAAGGAUUGAUUGACAAAAAAGUUCUGAAACGGCAGCUUAGCUAAGAGUGGACGAUCCGAGAAUCGCCACCAACGGAACGCCGAAAGAUCGCCGGAGUUUCACCGAAGGAUCACCGUAGGAUCAGCAGACAGAACUCCGGCCAAUAACUCU